Molecule: messenger RNA, 1830 nt
Organism: Nelumbo nucifera (sacred lotus)
Lineage: Eukaryota; Viridiplantae; Streptophyta; Magnoliopsida; Proteales; Nelumbonaceae
Product: protein PEP-RELATED DEVELOPMENT ARRESTED 1, chloroplastic
Biological process (GO): regulation of DNA-templated transcription
Cellular component (GO): chloroplast nucleoid
Source: RefSeq, a predicted model, not a curated record
UUUUUGAAAUCAACGUUUGGCCGGUAGAGCGGAUGGCUUUUAACCAUGUGGUGUGGAGAGUUCGGUUCCCAAUUUUUUUAUCCAUCCGAUCGCAAAUCUGCAUUUUGUAAUCGUCUGUUCACCUCGCGUUGUGGGCCAUUUUCCGUGAACAAGCUUCUCUAAAGUCUAAUCCAAUCCAUGGUCAUGGAUGCUACUCUACAAAUCAACCGGUGUUCCCCUGAGCAGGACAGACUCCACUGCCCAUCUAUGAAAGACGCCAUCACAACUCACAAAUCAGAAUAUCCAGCAGCUUUUUAAGUGUUCUUCUUCUUCUUCUUCUUCUUCUUCUUCUUCGAAGGCCAACGCCGAACAGGGAAGAACUGAAGAACUCAAAUACCCAGAAAAUAAAUUUGAAAGGAGACGCAAGAAUGUUGGAGAGGCUAGUCCUCUUCCCUUCCCGUUCUUGCUUAGUUUCUUCUACGAAGCAGGAUAUCCCUUCUUUUCAUCUUCUCUCUUCAGUCUCUUCCUCCUCUUUUUGCAGAAAGGCUCUGCUCUCCUCUCCCUUUCGACAACCCAAGAAGCAGACAACCUGGACGGCUCUCUGCGCAAGCUAUGAAGUUGGUGGAGGCUACCCAGAUGAGGAUGUUUCCUUGAAAACCAGAGCACGUGAACAAGGAGACCAGAAAUGGGACCCUUCAGACUACGAGGCCCUCCUUAAAGGAGGCGAACAGGUCGCUUCUGUGCUAGAGGAAAUGGUCAAAUUGUUGGAGGAUAUGAACAUGGAUGAGGCAUCAGAGGAGAUGGCGGUGGAGUUAGCUGCACAAGGAGUCAUUGGGAAGAGAGUUGAUGAGAUGGAGAGUGGGUUUAUGAUGGCUCUUGAUUACAUGAUCCAACUUGCUGAAAAGGAUGAAGAUGAUCAACGCAAGUCUCUUUUGGAGGUUAUCAAGCAGACAGUGUUAUCCCAUCUUACAAAAAAGUGUCCUCCACAUGUACAAGUGAUUGGUCUACUUUGUAGAACUCCUCAGAAAGAAAGCCGGCAUGAGUUAUUGCGUCGAGUGGCUGCAGGUGGUGGUGUUUUUAAAAGUGAGAAUGGCACAAAAGUUCAUCUUCCAGGGGCAAAUCUAAAUGAUAUAGCCAACCAGGCUGAUGAUCUACUAGAGACAAUGGAAUCUAGGCCAACUGUUCCUGAUCGGAAGCUACUUGCAAGGCUUGUAUUGAUCAGAGAAGAAGCUCGCAAUAUGGUGGGGGGUGGAAUACUGGAUGAAAGAAAUGAUCGAGGUUUAAGUACUCUUCCUGAAGCAGAGGUGAACUUCUUGUCCAAGCUGGUUGCUAUGAGACCUGGAAAAACUGUCCAGGAGAUGAUAAAAAAUGUUAUGCAAGGAAAAAAUGAAGGUGCAGACAGCUUAGUUAAUGGUGAGGAAAAUGCUGAUAGACAGACAGCAAGUGGAAUUGCAGGAAGGGCUAGCAUUACAGGACGUAAACCACUUCCUGUACGUCCUGGCAUGUUUCUUGAAACUGUUUCCAAGGUACUGGGUGGUAUUUAUUCUGGAAAUGUAUCUGGCAUUACAGCUCAACAUCUAGAAUGGGUCCAUCAGAAGACGCUUCAAGUUCUACAGGAAAUAGCAUUUUAGUUUUCUAUGGUGGACACCAAUGUCUCACGAUAAUGCUAAGCAAUUUUUGAUCAACUAGUUUCCUUGAAAAAGAAGAGAUCUAUAGGAUGCCGGGAAUUCCUGAUCAAUUUUCUUUGUCAGUGAAAUUCAAGUUGACUUGUAUAUAUGAAAAAUAGAGGAGCAUCUCAUUUGGGUAACUGAAACAUAUCUUCAAUUUCAGAGUUCAGUUUUCCAAAUAUUA